Molecule: messenger RNA, 4364 nt
Organism: Galleria mellonella (greater wax moth)
Lineage: Eukaryota; Metazoa; Arthropoda; Insecta; Lepidoptera; Pyralidae
Product: protein FAM107B
Exons: 4
Coding region: 49-585 (178 amino acids)
Source: RefSeq, a predicted model, not a curated record
GGUAUUCAGCAGUAACUGGCCGCUACUGGCCGCGUAUCCGUCCUCACAAUGUGCGACUCGAGAACUCGUAAAACUGCACCUGCUAUACUGGAAAAGCUCGCCAUCUAUGAAAACGUGUUAUCAGUAGGCGCAUUGAACGGCAUAAGCGGCGUGGGCCUCCCCACGCUGGUAUCGGAGUCAGCGCUGGGUGCCGUGGAUAUGGUCCAGGAAGGGGAGACAGGCGCGGGAAGCGAUGGCCUUAUCGCUCCGCGUCGGUUGCCCAACCCGUAUCUAGAAAGUCCACAGCGCAUGGAUCUGCACAGAGAAUUGCUCUUUAAUCAGAGAAUAGGAAAGAAUGUUCUUAAUCAAAAGAGUGAACUACAAAAGGCACUUUCAAAACACAAAGAAAAGCAGCUUAUGAAUCAAGUUAAGGAACACAGAGAAACGCCAGAACUAGAACGGGCUAUAGCUGAGAGAGCACGUCGGCUGGAACAAGGGGAAUCGAGCACGGAGGAAAUAGAACCAGGAACUAAUCCCACACUUCAGGAGGUGCGCGCGCGUCUGCGACAUGCUGCGCCGCCAUCUUCGGCCACUUCUGCACAUUAAUUCUACUUAAUAAUACCUACAUUAAAAACCCUUUUUUAACUACUAUAACAGUAUCAGAUACUUUUUGAGUGAGCUAUCAGCCACUUUAUAAUAUCUAAUCUUCAUUCGCUGUAUAGGCGUAGAGUAAACAUGUAGUAGUAUACUAUAGUGGCAACUGGCGCCAUCUGCAGUUGUAUGCAUUUAUUACAUCUGCAAUGUAACAAUGAUCACUUGCUAUUUACGUGCUUAUGAUUGUGAUCUUAAUCCUAAAGAAGAUUUACAAUAUUAUUUGGCUGUUUAAAAAAAAUCUUUAUAAAACAAUAAAAAAAUCGUUUUGCAUUGAGACAAGCAUUUUGUAAUGUGUGAAGGGUAAAGUGUGUUUUAUUGGUGUGAAUGGCUUUGAUUGCCAAAGCUUAUUAUCAUUAUAAGUUAUAUUAUUUUGUAUUAUAUACUUUUAAGGGUUUAAUAAUGUUUGUCAUCGAAACGUAAUCACUAUAAGUGUCACAAAUAGUUGAUUUAUAAUUUUUAUCAAAUAUUAUGUACAGAUAAUUAGGUAUUUUGUUAUGAUCUUUACUACAAUGUAAAAGAAAUGCAGUUUGCAGUUAAGUGUAGUAUGACUGCAGUUUACGGUAUCUAUUAAUUUAACUGAAUAUUUACAGUCUAAUAAUUACAUAUUCGAGAACAAUAAUAAAUUAUAAAUCGUAACAUUUAUAAGUAGAUAUACUCCUUACCGCAAAUACUCUGAGUGGCUAGUGUGAGCUAUAUAAAUAUUUACGUUAUGACUGCGUACGUGAUGUUGCAUUUAUAUGAAGAUCUAGUUUGUAGAAUUAUCUGCAAGUAGCGCUGCUAAAUUUCACUGUAACUAUCAACAUAAACCUUACCGCAGUAAUAAAUGUUUGUAUAAUUUACAAUAGCCACUUAUGGGAUACAUUUAAAUAAAGAUAAUAUUAGUAAAAAUGUGUUUAUGACGAUUUCUACGCUUAUUAAAAUUUAAUUUUCUAUUAUUUUGACUACUUACCUACUUAUGGAAACAAAAAAUAUUGACUGAGGUAUCGACUGCAUGAGAUUUAUUGAUAAGGGUAAAUGUCGACUUGAGCAAAAGAAAAUAAUAAAAAAAAAAUAUUUUUCUAAACUUUUUAACGUCACAAACCUUAACAUUUCGUAGUAGUGUUUAUUUGUAAACAUUUACUGUUCUCGUUAAACUCCUGAAUACAUGUCUAUACGUAGAUUAUCUAGUUAUAUCUAUCGACGUAAUCCUCGUAAAAUAUUUUAUUACGAUAAUUGUAGAAAGUAGAUAGAUGUUGGCAAUUAUAGAGUGUAUGAUUUAGAUAUAUUACAUUAUAUUCAUAUUUUAUCAACAGAGUAGAAAUCUUAUGAAAGUUGGCAUGAAAAUAGUGACUUUAAUAAUAGAAAAUAACCCAUAUCGACACCUAUUGUAAUUGGUCGGUAAUAAGCCGAUGAAUAAUAUGCACCAAUAGUUGACCAGUAUGUUUGAAUCCGAAGUGUUCAAUAUAAGUGAUAGAUGAGAAAUAUUUUUGUAUGUUUAUGUAAUAUCUGUAGAAUGCCUACGAUGUUUCAAAUUUUAAUAGGUAAAUUCCUAAAACUAAACGAUUCACAUUAAAUAGUGUAUCUAUUUAUGGUAAUUUAUAUAUUAUUGGAAGGGUUGCCUGGUCCAAAUUGAUUGUUUUUGAAUAAAUUGACUUAGUGCUUCUUUGCAAAUUAUUUUUUUUUGCAAUUUUUCUUAUAUUAAGAAAACAAAUGCCUAAAUUAAUAGACGCUAAUAUAAACUAACAAUUAACAAUGUUGUUAUAUAUCAUAAAAGCAAUUUCUUAAUUUGAUUACUUACGGAGGCUUUAUAUUUAUUUUAUUAUUUUGUAUGUAGUGUGUAGCUUAUAACAUUACAAAAAUUCAGCCAAUUUAAAUGACACAUCAUUUACUAAAAAGCAUUAAGAUAUUAUAGCCAUACAUCGUGACAAAGAUCUGGGCAGAUAUAUUAGCAACAUACACUUAUAAUAAUGUAUUUUAUAAGGUGACCAUAUAAAAACAACGUACGCUUAGCGUAGUUCAGUUAAUAACAUAUAUUUAAUUACACUAGGUAAUAUAACUUCCAAAAUUUUGGGAACUUCCUACAUUUUCUGGCAAUCUGGCAACCCUAAUUGAGAGCCAUAAACACGAAAAAAGUGCAAUAAUGUUAUUGUUUUUAUAUUAUUUCGGAAUUUUAAGUGUCAUUAUUUUCAUAUAUACCACAAUUUAUAAAACAUAUACUGUAUCCUUCUCCAACUUUUAUUUCACUUUUGAGAGAACGUUACUGUUUCAUAUUUUGUGAAAGAUGACUGUGAAAUCCACAAUGAAAAUAUUUAAGUAGGCAGCUUAAAUAUUUCUAUUGCGUAUCUUGUUUAAUUAUACUAUUUAUUGAAAUAUGUAAUAUAAAAUCUACCAUAAAUGUAUAAGUUUUAAGAAAUAAAAUAUAAUGAUGUCAAAAUUGUAAGAAAAAUAAUGGGAAGUGUAAAUAAAUUUUUGGCUAUAAAUAUCUAUAGUAAAACAGCCUAAUAAAAUAAUAAUUUUAUAACUUGUGGGUCAGUUUUGAGGUUAAAAUCAAAUAGACGACGCAAACGUUUUUAUUUUUUGUAAUUUGCAUCAUCAGGAUAUCAAAGCUUUCAUCUGUGUGAUCCAGUCGCCCUAGAUAAAAAGCUAAAUGAGUCUAUCAGUAGAUACGUUAUCGCUUACGAGUACAUGCGGGGUAUACGAGACAACAACGUGCGACGUCUUGUUCUUUCUCAUGCAUGUAUGCAUGUGCUAAUGAAAAUGUCUCUAUUGACAGAUACGUUUGCCGCUUAUUUAGAGGGUUGACACUAAAACUUUUAUUAACUGACUCCUACAUGAAAAAUUUGAAAUAUUUAAUGAAAUUAUAUAUUUUGCUAAUUUACCGAUGUUGCGUUAAUUCAUGUUUAAAAUAUCAAAUAUAAUUAUACUAUGUCACAAAUUUCUCAGAAAUAAUUGGCCUUAUAUAAAUUUGAUAAAAUAGGUAUUAUUUCAGUUCCAUCGCACGUUCAAUACAAUGGAUUCAAGUUCAAAUAACAAUAAGUAAUUUUUUACACCCGAACAUGGACACCUAAUAAUGAUUUGCCACGUUGUUAUCAAUUUUAAUUUUACUUAUCUAAUACUCUUUUAUAUCACAAUAUGUCCUGACCCUCAACUUAUUAUUGCAUACCAAUAGUUAUAGAAAUAUAAACAAACAUUCAGAGGUUUAAUAUUAAAAAUAGCGCUCUCUAUCUCACCAAUGUUAACAAAAUUGCAUAUUAAAACAUAUGUAAUUUAAUUCGGUUAAACAAUUGAAACGUAUCAACCCCUAUCCUUUAUAAAUAUUAUCGUAAUAAAAAUGAGCUUUAGUUUUCUCCAUUGUGCCUAUUAAAUAUUGUUGUUUAUUUUCAGAGUAUUAGUUAUGGUUAUAAGGUAGAUUUUAUAUAGGAUGACGAUUCUCACUGAGAUGCGUACCAAAAUUACUAAGGAGAAAAACCAUUCCACUUGUUAUUCAUUCACUUGAUUGUUUGUUUAAACAUUUUUUUUUUUUGUAAAAUAUAAGUUUUAAGUUAAUACUGUAUCUUAGUACAAAGUGGCGUCUUAUUAUGAAGGAAUUUUGUGCUUCAAACCUCGAAGCUGUCAUUAUUGUGGCCAUUUAUGUUGGAUAUUAUGUAUUUAAAUUAGUAUAAGUAUUUUACUACUGUAAUGAAAGUUUGACCAUAAAGCUGUAUCAGAACUCAAUGAUUUGCAUAGACAAAUAAAAAUGUUUUAGCGCCUUA